AUGUCCAAGGACCAGUGGGAUGCUACGCAUGUCAUAUACUGUCCUACAACUGUGUCCCUAGAUUUAAGGCGGUAUGAUCGAGUUACCCAAAUCGGAUAUGAUCAGUCGUUGGUUCUCUGGGACGUGUGGUGUCCAUGCAUUUAUCCAGCUCAAAGAACAGGGCAAAUUCUUCCUUUCCGUGGGAUUACUGGCCGUGGAUGGUCAUAUGGGAGAGAAAGGACAUUUUCAGACUUGGGAUGUAAGCAAUCUAUGCUUGCACACUACCGUGAAUGGCGGGUUGGCGUCCUUGAUGUCAGACGAACAAGAGGCUUCCAACAAAUGUUUUACAGGAAAGGUGCAUCCCCCAGAGCUGCAAAAGCAACCGGCAAUACGAUGAUGGAUUACGAUAUACCUACGAUACAAAAAUAUGUAAGUUUCCGUGGAGUCUCCCGCGCAUUUUGUGGGGUCUGCGGUGCGACCCUCUUCUGGUAUUGUGAUGCAAGGCCGGGUGUGGUCGGUGUCAGCGUUGGACAGCUCGAUAAUUCAAGUGGCGUCAGACCGGAAGGUUGGUUAGACUCGGCUCCCGCUAGAGUAAGUUUUGCUGAAGAAGAGCUCGACUGUGAACUAGUGUGA
This is a messenger RNA of Coccidioides immitis RS, 612 nucleotides long. RefSeq lists its product as uncharacterized. The coding region runs from base 1 to 612 and encodes 203 amino acids. Gene Ontology annotation, molecular function: carbon-sulfur lyase activity. The record is from RefSeq and is a predicted model, not a curated record. NCBI's taxonomy places the organism in Eukaryota, Fungi, Ascomycota, Eurotiomycetes, Onygenales, Onygenaceae. The transcript has 2 exons.